AUGGCAAUUGAGGCUCUUCCCCAGAAGACAAUCCGGGCGAUUGGCUCCACAUCUGCCAUAUCGGAUCCCUGCUCUGUUGUCAAGGAACUUGUAGACAAUGCCUUGGAUGCUUCCGCUACGUCUUUACAGGUUGAAAUUUCCCAAAACACCGUGGAUGUCAUACAACUCAAGGACAAUGGCCACGGAAUCUCUCCAGAGGACCAGCAAAAGGUCUGCAAACGAGCGUUUACCAGCAAGAUUCAAAGUUUAGAUGAUCUCAAAAAUGUCGGGGGCUCAUCAUUGGGAUUUCGCGGUGAAGCACUUGCCAGUGUCGCAGAGAUGUCUGGGCUUGUCACUGUCACCACUCGAGUUGAGUCCGAAGCUGCCGGACGAUGUUUGAAGUAUGGAAGAAACGGAGAGCUUACUGGAACACAACGGACAUCACAUCCUGUGGGCACAACUGUUCGUAUCGCAGAAUUUCUCAAGCAUAUACCUGUCCGCAGGCAGACUAUCUUGAAGGGUGCUGCAAAAAGUUUUACGAGGAUCAAGCAACUUCUCCAGGCCUACGCUAUAGCUCAACCGUUGAAGAGGUUCUCAUUCAAAGUCCUCAAGGCAAAAGGUGAAAAUAGCAAUUGGGUCUAUGUGCCGAACGCAGACGCGUCGCUCUCGGACGCAGUUCUGAAGAUAGCUGGCACGGAGGUGUUUUCUUCCUGUGUCUUGAAAGGAAAAUCAGAUCAGACAGGAUAUGAAGCGACGGCUUUUCUUCCGAAAAAAAUACAAUUGGAUACGGCGAAGAUCAACAAUGUAGGCCAAUUCAUCAGUGUGGACGGCCGCCCUCUGUCUAAUAGCAGGGGUGUUGCCCACGAGAUCGUCAAGGUUUUCAAGCAGCAUGUCCGUGCCGUCUUAAAGGAGUCCAGUGAUCCUUUCCUCUGUUUGCAAAUUCGCUGUCCCCGAGGGACAUACGACGUCAAUAUCGAGCCAGGGAAAGACAACAUACUCUUUGAAGACCAAGAUGUAGUCUUGGCCUUGGUAGAGAAUAUGUUUCGCGACCAUUACGGAACGGAGACGAGAAAUUCCACCCAAGGCAAAGAGGAUUCCUGCAAACCUAAUGAGAGCUCAGGAGGAUUCGAACUUUUGCUGGCUAGGAAGCCAGCAGAGCUUGUCGCACGCCCUGGUGAUCCUGACAACCCCUUUAGCUUAGCUAUACCCUGCACACCCCUCUCACAGAAUCCGCAAGCCCUUUCGCCUACGGUUCCUUCCAGCACCAUCAGAAGUAAGAAUCCUAGCUUCGUCAAUCCGUGGUCUGUGUCCAGAAUAAAUGCUUCGUUUCAAACACCGCGUCGCGGAAACAAUCUCAAUGAAACAAGCCCCGUGGAUCUAUCUAGCGGUAGCCUGCAGGGGCCAGUCCAAAGGGGACGUGAACCGCGAAUCGUCCAGCAUUCGCCCAACUCAGCCCCGAUAAGUCCUCUUUCUUCACGACUUGCAUCUGGGUCGCCAGUGAAACGCCGCCGCCAGCAUCCACAAGAAUCGACCGAGUCCUCCCCUGAAACUAAUCGUAUUUCGAGCGCCCGACGCGCUCAGAGGGAACGUGAUCGAGACCGGUAUGGGAACGGCGCUCUAGACACUUGGUUUCAGAGAACAACACAAGUCUCGCUGCAGAAAAGCCCUGCUGAGGAAGCACCGACUCAAGAACCAGACUCACCGCUUUCUUUCCUUACCCAGCAACGAUUCGGAUUGCCCACGAACACUUUGCCAGAUAUUAUGCAUAUCGAUGGGCAGAAUGAUGGUUGUUCGGACAGUCCAGAUCUGGAGAAAGCACUAGACUUCGAAAGGAGGAAGAAGGAAGCUAUUCAGAACAGUCGGAUGCGCGUCAGCAAUAACGAGAAAACAUUGAGUUCGCAGUCUGCUCCAGAAUUUCAUUCGCCUCAUAAAAGUCGGUAUCUUGCCGCAAAAGCUGCGUUAACUUCAUCGCAAGCUUCGAUCGGCGAGCCGGUCUCUGCGACAACGCUUUCCCCUCGUGAUCCGCGAGCACACCUCAUUCAUCAGACAAGGGAUAAUUCUACCGACGAACCUUCCACGAAGGACGGAAAGGCCAGGAGACUACCCACCAGCCGACUUCCCUUCGAACGUAUACCUGAUGGCUCCGACCUUCAUGAUCUCGGUUUAACCUACUCGGUCGACUUGUCUUCCGGCUCGAACUUGUUCAAGUGCAAUAUACCAGAGAAUCUAUAUACUGAGAGUGACAACGAAACUACAGCAUUCUCGGCAUCUGAUCUUGAAACAUGCGUGCCGUUCUGGAAUGAACGGUUGAUGCUCAUCAUGAAGCAAAAAUACAAAAACAAGGAUGAAUCAAAGCCUUUGAAUAUGCACAUUGAUCUUGCCACCAUUAAUUCUCCACAUCUGCAAACAGCCCAAAGCAAUUGA
This is a messenger RNA of Penicillium psychrosexuale, 2403 nucleotides long. RefSeq names its product putative DNA mismatch repair protein. Gene Ontology annotation, cellular component: MutLalpha complex. Bases 1 to 2403 code for a protein of 800 amino acids. The record is from RefSeq and is a predicted model, not a curated record. The transcript is spliced from 3 exons. Gene Ontology annotation, biological process: mismatch repair. Gene Ontology annotation, molecular function: mismatched DNA binding; ATP binding; ATP hydrolysis activity. NCBI's taxonomy places the organism in Eukaryota, Fungi, Ascomycota, Eurotiomycetes, Eurotiales, Aspergillaceae.